Messenger RNA from Metarhizium album ARSEF 1941, 1437 nucleotides. RefSeq names its product Amino acid transporter, transmembrane. The record is from RefSeq and is a predicted model, not a curated record. NCBI's taxonomy places the organism in Eukaryota, Fungi, Ascomycota, Sordariomycetes, Hypocreales, Clavicipitaceae. Gene Ontology annotation, cellular component: vacuolar membrane. Gene Ontology annotation, molecular function: amino acid transmembrane transporter activity. Bases 1 to 1437 code for a protein of 478 amino acids. Gene Ontology annotation, biological process: amino acid transmembrane transport. The transcript has 5 exons.
AUGUCCAAGACUUCCAUCGACCCCCACUACUCGCUCCCCGACCAGAUUGAGCCUGCCGCCUCGCGGUCCGAGGGAGAGGUGCUUGAUGCAGACGUCAAGACCGACGAUGCCGUCUUUGGUAACAUCACGGACGCAGGGCCCAACUACCGUAAUGUCAGCAGCAUUGCGCAGGUCGGCUGGUUGGGGACCGCGGCUCUCAUGAUGAAGACGCAGAUCGGCCUCGGGGUUCUGUCCAUCCCCUCCGUCUUCGAUGCCGUGGGACUCGUCCCGGGUGUCAUCCUUCUCCUGGCGGUUGGGACCAUCACCACCUGGUCAGCCCACAUGAUUGGCGUCUUCAAGCUUCGGCAUCGCCAAGUAUACGGCAUCGACGACGCCGGCGGCCUGAUCUUCGGCCCCGUUGGGCGUGAGAUUUUUGGCAUCUCCUUUACCCUCCUCAUGACCUUUGCAGCCGCCGCAGCCAUGAUUGGCAUCUCGGUUGCUCUCAACGCCCUUUCCACCCACGGAGCAUGUACCGCCGUCUUUGUCGUCGUGGCGGCCGUGUUUGGCUUCACCUUUGCGAGCAUUCAGACGCUUGGCAAGAUCAGUGCGCUGGCGUGGAUUGGCGUCACCUCCAUUGUUGUCGCUGUCUUCACCGUGACCAUUGCCGUCGGUGUCAGGGGCGCUCCUCACGCCCCUUCAAAAGACCUGCAGGGCCCCUGGAAGUCCAAUUACGAACUCUUCAAACACCCCAGUUUCAGCGACGCCCUGGGAGCCAUCACAACUCUCGUCUUUGCCUAUGCUGGCACUCCCACCUUCUUCAGCAUUGCGUCCGAGAUGAGAGACCCCAAGCACUACACCAAGGCACUGGUAGUGUGCCAGACCGUCAUCACCUUGGCGUACAUCGUGGUCGGUGUGGUCGUCUACUACUUCUGCGGAUCCCAUGUUGCCUCUCCUGCCCUCGGCUCCGCCGGCCCCGUGAUCAAGAAGGUCGCAUAUGGCAUCGCUCUUCCGGGCUUGUUGGUCACCGACCUUUUGCUCAUCCACCUUGCCGCCAAAUCCAUCUUUGUUCGACUUCUCCGCAACUCGAAACACCUGGCCUCCAACACCCCUAAACACUGGGUAGUUUGGCUGGGGUCAACCUUGACCAUCACCGCUGUGGGAUAUAUCAUUGCUAGUGCCAUUCCCAUCUUCGGCCAGCUCAUCGCACUAAUUGGAGCACUUCUCGGCCCAAUUCUAUGCUUCCACCCACCCGGCUUUAUGUGGAUAUACGACAACUGGAAGAGAUCCCACAGCCGAGAACAGGCACGAUGGUACUGGGGGGUGGCUUGCAGCAUCUUUGUGAUUGUCUCCGGGACAUUUCUAAUGAUCGCCGGCACUUAUAGCGCCAUUUAUACCAUCGUCCAUACGCCAGGAAGUUCCAAGGUUUGGUCAUGUGCAGACAACUCCAAUUCCACCUGA